UGUCACAACAACAAUGUGAUUUGUAAAUGUUUAAUUAAAUUUAAAAUCAAUACAGUGAAGACGAGAAUCAGGUCUAUUCCCUAACAAAAUGCGCUUUAAAAUAUCACUGGCCAAAGAACCUGCACAUAAUGCAUCCGUAACGUGCGUCGGUUGGAGUAGCGCCGAAGAAGUCUACUCCGCCGGGGAAGACAACAAGCUAUUAUCGUGGAGUGUCUCCAAUAACGAGUCCUCCAAAGUAUCUGAAUUCAAUGCUGACUUGUUUCCAACAAGCUUACAUUUUCUUCCUCGAGCUAGCGGUUCACUAGGAAAAUAUGGAGAUUUGAUUUUGUUAACUGCAACGGAUGGUAGAUAUCACAUUGUUAAUCGUAAUGGUAGAAUUGAAAGAACAGUGGACGCACACAAAGGUGCAAUUUUAAGAGGCGAAUGGAGUCACGAUGGCGCAGGAUUACUAACAGCUGGUGAAGACGGUUUUAUUAAGAUUUGGUCAAGGGGAGGUAUGCUAAGAUCAACCGUAGUUCAAAGUGAUCAUUCCGUUUACGAUGCAUGUUGGUCUCCUGAUAGCCAGGCCAUUUUAUACACACACGGAUGUUUUAUUAUUAUUAAGCAGUUGACACCUAACAUUAAACCCGUCAAGUGGCGAGCUCACGAGGGGUUAGUUCUAUGCUUAUCGUGGAGUUCGGCAUGUGAGUUAAUCGUUUCGGGAGGGGAGGAUUGUCGAUAUAAGGUGUGGGAUAAUCAUGGCCACUGUUUAUAUUCGAGUUCUUUGCAUGAUCAACCUAUAACUGCCCUAGCUUGGUCGCCGAAUGGAGAUCUGUUUGCUGUGGGCUCUUAUAAUACAUUGCGAUUGUGCGAUUUUCUGGGGUGGUCCCGAUCGUUGGAUAAGCCACACACCGGUUCCAUAUAUAAAUUAGAUUGGUCAAAUGACGGAACUCAAUUAGCUGCAGCUUGCGCUAACGGUCAUGUACUACUUGCGCACGUGAUCGAGAGACAAGUUCAUUACUUAAACUACAGUGCGACAGUUCAAGAUAAGAAAACUGUAAUUGUCCAUAACAUAUCUGACGACACUUCGGAAUUGUUGGAGUUGCCGGAGCGCGUCAUGCAACUUUCACUUAAGUACACGAAUUUGGUUAUAACCACCCCUUCGCAGUGUUACAUUUAUAAUAGUAAUAAUUGGAGUACUCCAAACAUUUUUGACUUGAAAGAUGGUUCUGUAGUACUGUUAUUAUUGAGUGAGAAAAAUUUACUGAUCAUCGAACGAAGUUCGGCUUCAGUUUAUAAUUAUCAAGGUAGAUUAAUUGCAUCACCACGUUGGCCAAACAUGAGGCUUGAUAUUCUUCGAAGCGCUCAUGUCAGCUUGUCCAAUGACACUCUGGCGGUACGCGAUACGUCAGAUUUAAGAACAAUCUACAUUAUGGAUUUGGCAUCGAGUCGAAAUAUAUCAGAUACCACCAUUACCAUACAACACACAAGGCCGGUUAUGCAAAUAGCGUUGGACCAAGCAAGCAUACCCUCCCAGCAGUAUUUAGCCAUUCUAGACCGAAACAAAGAUUUGUUCCUCACACAAGCUCGAUCACACAGAAAUUCUUUGAAGCUAGGAAACCAAAUGCAAUCUUUUCAAUGGAAUACUGAAGAAAAUAUGCUGGCGGCGAUACAGGAUAUCUAUGUGAUCAUAUGGUACUUUCCGACUGCUUGUUUUAAUACAGCCCUUUUGAAUAUGUCAUCUUUAGAAUACAAUUCGCCUGAACUAGGUCGUGGUCCUCGAAUUAAUUACUUCAUUGGAAACUUUGUGUCGAUUCGAAGAGCGGAUGGUUCUCUAAUAAACAUCCCCAUAUCUCCAUUCCCUUCUCUUCUUCACAGGCAUAUACAAAAUAACAAGUGGGACGACGCGCUACUACUAUGCAGAUUAAUUAAAGAAAAAAUAUUAUGGACCGGUUUAGCCGUACUAGCUACGCAGUCUAACAAUAUAGAUUUACUAGAAAUGGCAGCGGAGGCUUUUUCGGAAAUUCGGCAGUACGAUAAGGUCUACUAUAUUGAUCACAUAAAAACGCUGCCAAGCAAGGCUCAACAAAUGGCAGCGACGUCGUUACUAGGCGGAUCUUUACAAAAUGCCGAAUCAAUUUUGUUGCACAACGGCCUGGUGUAUCAGGCAAUUUUGAUAAAUACUCAGCUGCAUCAAUGGAAUAGAGCGUUAGAAUUGGCUGUGAAGCAUAAAACUCACACAGAUACUGUCAUAUAUCUAAGAGAAAAAUAUUUAAGUGCCUUAAACAAAGAAGAAAAUAAUCCUCAGUUUAUUAAUAUCAGAAAUACAACUAACGUGGAUACCGAAAAAGUUGAACAUCGGUUGAUGGAGGAAAUCUUAUGAGGAUCUGCGGAAAAUGUUUUUUAAAAAAUUAACUGUUGAAAUAGCUUUAAACUCCAGGAUUUGUUUUAAUUUAAAAGUGUAGGUUGUAUUUGUUAACUGCUGUUAGAACAGGAUCUCUGUUGUUAAAUUGAG
Messenger RNA from Photinus pyralis (common eastern firefly), 2494 nucleotides. It is a transcript of the gene Oseg5, whose product is annotated as intraflagellar transport protein 80 homolog. Gene Ontology annotation, biological process: cilium assembly. Bases 89 to 2362 code for a protein of 757 amino acids. The transcript is spliced from 12 exons. NCBI's taxonomy places the organism in Eukaryota, Metazoa, Arthropoda, Insecta, Coleoptera, Lampyridae. Gene Ontology annotation, cellular component: intraciliary transport particle B; centrosome; cilium. Gene Ontology annotation, molecular function: protein binding. The record is from RefSeq and is a predicted model, not a curated record.